Messenger RNA from Achroia grisella, 5810 nucleotides. Its product is annotated as proton channel OtopLc. Gene Ontology annotation, molecular function: proton channel activity. The record is from RefSeq and is a predicted model, not a curated record. Gene Ontology annotation, biological process: proton transmembrane transport. Gene Ontology annotation, cellular component: membrane. The coding region runs from base 105 to 2474 and encodes 789 amino acids. The transcript is spliced from 9 exons. Lineage: Eukaryota; Metazoa; Arthropoda; Insecta; Lepidoptera; Pyralidae.
AUUUCAUGUCGCUGGACCAACAUUGAAAAUGACUUAGUUUGAAUGAAUCCAAUUGGAGACUGGUACUAGUAUAUUAUGUAUUAAAGUGUUCAACUGCUCCCAAAAUGGAUGACAGCUCGCCAGAUCUGUCGUUGAAGCUGCGACGCGGCUCUAGCGAUUCCCGGGAGUCAUUUUACAUGGAUUUCGCUCAAGGAAUCGACUCCGAUAUCGAGGAGGUGACGACAAUUGAACGAGUGAUUCCAGAACACCCGGGAGGCAGGACUGAAGGUGAUGCUGACACUUUGGCUACUCCUUCUGGUCUUGAGGAAAAUAAGGAGUUAAUACCAUGUUGUUACUCCAUUCCGCCCAACAACAUGUCUGGUGGGUCACACGUCUCUCGAGCAACAUUUGGAGGGGCAGAGUCGGAAAUAUCAGGCGGCAGUGCCCCUCCGCUGCCCAGUCCUGCUUCGGCGGGGGCUGCGCUGGUGUCUCCAGAGACGUUGAGCCGACACAGCAGCCCCCCGCCGUUGCCUGCCCAUCCCUCCCACCAACAACCAGCACCGUCCUGUUCUUCACAUAGGGUGCACAUGGAGUCUCCGUUGAGGUUAUCGAGUCCUCCAUCGUUGUCUUUGGGAGGAUCUCUUUCCCUUCAACCAGUGCUGUAUGGUCCAUCUGGUGGACCUGUCCACGCACCACUGCCUCCAGCACGUCGAGCUUCUAGACCUUCAGCGUCUAUACAACCCAUGCAUGUUAUAAGCGCGAGUGAUGCAUUGGCGACUACAUUAUCAGCUUUAUAUGGAAAACUGUUGGUUGUGAUGGGUGUCGCUUUUCCCAUGGCGGAAGUCAUAUCUACCUAUAUCCCGCCCUCGUUUUAUGAGGGUUUCUACCUAUAUUUAUACAUCGGCAGCAUGGUGUUCUUACUAUACAUGUACGCAGCGUUAGUGAAGGACAGAUCGCGGUCAGCAGCUGAUACUACUGUUGUGGCCAAAACAGAUUCGAGUUCAUCACCCUCGGAGUCCGAUUCAUGUUCAUCCCGGACAGAGAGGAGCACGGCCACUCCGCACGUACCACCGCAGCUUGCAGCCAAGCGGCUGUCACUUGGCUUUGCACUUGCUACACGCACGCAUCACUAUGGAAGCUUCUAUCUCAGGAUGGGUGCAGUGGCAUUCGGCAUCGGCUCCAUGAUAUACUCUGGGUUGGAGUUUGGACAAUACUGGGAACUGGAACGAGACACCAAUUGCCAUAAUGUAUUGCUUGCAUUGACACCCGCGACCAGAAUGGCCUUCAUCUUUAUACAGAUGUAUUUCAUCUUUCUUAAUAAUGAGAUGAAAGUAUACAAGCACAAGAUAGUAGCACGGUUCGGUCUGAUGCACAUGGUGGGCACCAACCUGAGUGUAUGGCUGAACGUCCUAGUACAGGAGACCAAGCACGAGAUCCUUACAUUCUACGAUCCAGAGAAUAAGACCAUAGGCUUGUCCCAUAGACUUGCAUUUCAAAAGGCCUUCGCGUCUCUAGCAACUGAAGUUCCAUCUUCGCAUCCGGCUGCGGCACACUUACGAGUACCGAGGGGGUUGAAGGGCCCACAUCAUAUCUUCGAAUGUCGCCGAACCAACAUCAUGGGGUCUCUAGUACAGGACGCCUCUCCAUUUCUUUUCCCAUGCACAAUUGAGUAUUCUCUAAUAUGCGCAGCCAUAUUAUAUGUCAUGUGGAAAAACAUAUCUAAAUAUCCAUCAAAGGAUGUCGCAGCUGCUAUAGCAAAAGCAAGAAUAUUAGAGGGACUUGCAUAUAAGAAGUCACCACACUUAUAUAGUGUUGAUUGUGCUCGUGCACACAAGGGGCUAUUUUUUGGUAUUCUAGUCUUAGUUCUUACAAUAAUAUCGUUAAUAUUGUUCUUCGUUUUAGUAUCUAAAAAAGAAUAUGCAACAUUGGCGGUUGUGGAAGUUAAUCUCUGUGAGUUGGGGUUGUAUGCAAUGACAACAUUUGCUAGUCUUGCGGGAAUGGUCUGCGUCCGAAAUCUCAAGUAUGAUGGUAAUCGAAAUCUAGAAUUGGAUAAUAUACUUUUAGUGGGCGCUCAAACUGGCAUGUUUAUUUACGGUACAUUUACAAUUAUAGGAGGACAUUUUACUAUCGAAAAGAAUACGAUUCUUAUUCUAAUUACUGCACUGUCAUCCUUAAUUCAAACAACAUGUCAGACGAUGUUUAUAUUGGAUGCAAGUCGAAGAUCGGCAAAAACUCCUGAGCAAUUGCGAAAGAAACCUGGAAGAGAAAUAGUGACGUUUCUUUUGGUUACUAAUCUAGCGAUGUGGGCUAUAAAUACACUAGAAAAGUCUCGAGCCGAAUCUCACCCAGUUCAGCUGCAUUUUUAUGGUUUGUGGGCUUGGACCAUUAUAACACAUGUUUCGAUGCCUUUAGCAAUAUUCUACAGAUUCCAUUCGACGGUGUGCUUAUGUGAGAUCUGGAAACGUGCUUAUAAAAUGAAGCCUGCUUACAUGUAGCGAUGGGCCCGAAGGUAUUAGAGUGCAAUGCGACAAAACACCAACUAUGGUACAUUUGAAUUAAAAAAAGUAGAACACUGGUGUAGUUACGUGUUAGUGCCAUAGAUUCAACUAACGGGGUAUCGAUACUGUUAAAUUUGAGGACACUAAGUUAAAAUAUACUGAAAAAUACUCAGUGGUGUCAAAUUUAAUUCUAGAAAUAUAGUUGUUGUUUGCCGGUAAGGAAUGUAGGUACGUAGACCAUGAUAAUCUAUAAUAACCAGUUUGUCUACAUUAUUAUCUUUAUACUCAAGCGCUUGGGUUAUUAAACUUAUUCCUUUGAUCGGCAUUCACUUUUAGCCACCCUAUAUUAGUUUUGAAGUUGACUGCUUUAAUGUUAAGUUAUUGUAUUAAAAUAUUUUAAUGUGUUAUUUAUUUGUAGCUUUAUUGAAUGCUUUAACAAUCAUAACGAUAACUAGUGUUAUGUUAUACUAUUUAAACUACAGUAUUUUUUAAUUGAACGGGUUAGAUUUUAUUGAUUUAGCGCUUAAUACUUAUAUGUUAUUUUUUCUGAAAUUGUAGUGUUAUUGUUACAAUACAUGUAAAUGAAGUUAUUGUGUUCAUAUUAUCAUUCUAUUUAAGUACAGUUAGUUAAGAAUAUAUUUAUAGAAGCAGAUUCGGUAGAAACAUUCCAAUUUAUGUUAAACCACAUCAUACAUUCACGCACUCGUUUUGAAAAUAAAUGUCUUCCAUUAGGUUACACAUUUAUGUUACAGCAAAUAUAUCACAUAGAACAUUGAAUAAAUUUGUCGCCAUUCAUUUUUAUUUUGAUAUGACGCCAUUAUUUAUAACGGGAACAAUAAUCGACCUAAUAAUAUUUUUGAAAAAUUUUUGAGCAUCAAGCUUUGAUAUAAUGAUUACAAUAAAAUAUUAAAAUAAUUUUACUAAGUAUGAACUUAACAUAGUUUGAACAGAGUUUAGAAAUUUUGUAGCAAUAUUUUUACGAUAAAAAUGUAGUAUUACAAUAUUUUGGAUAAAAAUUUUGAAAUGUAGUAAUACUUACCGAGGACCCAGUAGUUAGACAAAAAUAACACCAAAGUUUUAUACGAGUAGAUUUUUGGAGCUUAUUAUGGAAUAGAUUCGUAUGAAUGUGAAUAUUCUUUUAUAGAAUGGUAGUUAUUCAAUUGAAACACCAAAAUCUACAUAUAUUUUGAAAUGAUAAUUGAUAGACUUAGCUAUUUCGUCCAGUACAUAGUCUUUAUUAAUUGCAUGUAUUUUGAAAGUCAACUACUGCGAGAUGAAAUGCUUUUUAGAUUUACACUAUUUAUUAUCGAUCAUCACACUUUAUAUAUUACGAUCCUAAAUCUUUCCAUUUCCGCUUAGAUAUUAUGUGUUUGUUUUACUAUUAUUUCGAAAAUAAUAAUACCAAGUGAGAACUUUUAGCUUUAGGAGUACCAUUAUGAUGUAAUUGCAAUAUUCAUGGUACUGCUACUGCUACACUCUAAGUCACAUAUAUCACAUUUUAUCAAGUGGGCCAAUAUAAUUAUUAUUAACGAUACCAUAAUAAAUUCUCUGUCAUUAUCCUUUUAAUUUUCUAUUUUCCAGAGAUAUUAUAUUCCGUAGACUUAUCAAUUGGCUUUGAUUCAAAUAUUCAAAAUACUUUACAUAUUGCUCAAAUUAUGCACUUGGAGUUCUGUACAUCUGAUUUAUAUGAAUUAUAAAAAGAGUUAAUAUUUAUAAUUGAUAUUUUCAAGUAAAGAUUCAUUUUGCAGAAACGCUUAUUGUUCUGUACAUAGUUAUUAGUUAUAAAAGAUUAUAUAAUAUAACUUUGCUAUAUAUAUCUAUUUUGCUUGUUUACCUCAGCUUCUGAAUUAGGUUUCAGAAAACGAAAUGUUUUGAUAUGUUCUAUAUUAUUGUAUAAAUACCUAUAUUAUAAUUAGUAAUAGUCCUUUAUACAUUUUUAUUCAAAUCGUAAAAUUUCAUUGUUAUAUACAUUUACUCUAUUAUAUAUAAGUAUAAGUUAACAUUAAAUACUCAAUUUACACAAUGUUAAGCAAUGCAGUUAUGAGAAACGUCGAAUUUGUUUUACUGUUUUCACAAGUAACUUGUUACAGGAUUUACUUUACGACUUUUGUAAACUCCACUCUUGUCAUCACUUAUUUAAAAUAACUUUUAUUUAAGUAUUAACUUAUUUUUAGUAUGAAAGUUUGUAGUUAAAUAAAAGUAGUUAAAUUUUAGUUAUUUCGCUGUUACUCAUAAAGAUUACACUCAUACAAUGUCUAUGAGUUGAUUAGAAUUAAAUACUUGUGUAUUUUAUUUGUGCUCAGCUAUUUAUUACCGUUAUUUAUUAUAAUUAUCCGUGCAAAUUGGUAUGCUGGUUUAAAUGCUCAACUUUUAGACGACUCCGUUUAUAAUUAAAAUUUUAAAGAAUUUUAAUUGACGAUUUAUCUAGUACCUCCUUGUUAGAUAAAUAUAUAGUGUAGUAACACGAUUAUUUUUUAUAUUUGAGUAUGUAACUACAUAAUCAAAUAAUCGAUAGACAACAGAGAGCUAUAGCUAGGAGUUUGUGAUUGGGUCCUGAUAAAACAUUUUUUUUUCAUUAAUAUUCAUGUUUCUCAUAAAUGCACUUCGGACACGAACACAAUAUGUAGGUAGUGUGUUUUAUGAUUAUUAACUUCACGCUGUGAUUCGCUAUGGGAUUGUUAAUCAUAAUUAUUACCUACUUUUAAUAGUAUAAUAAUAUGUAUAUCUCCAAAUUUAUGUAAUAUUUUUAAUUCGUAAUACACUUUUGAUAUUAAAACACUUUAUAUUAUGCGUUAUGGAUAAGUAUGAUAAGUACUUUUGUUAUGGUGAACAAUAGUUAUUUCGCCAGAAUUUUGUAAGCACCUAUAUAAUUUUUGCUUUAUAUUCUACAAAUUUGUAAUCCAAAUAAUAUUAUCUCUUAAAGUAAACUUUUCACUUUUUCUAUUAAGAAAAUAUAAUGACAAAAUAUAUGAUGGAUAUGUUAUAGGGAUCCGUGGCUUAGACGUUACGAUACUCGGUUAUUGUAGAGUCGAUAAAACUUUUUUUUAUUAAUAUUGGAUAUAUUAAUUAUGUAUUUUAAUGUAAUUAGUAUAGCAAACAAGUACCUAGUUAUUAUCAUUGCCUGUACAUAUAUGUAUGACACCACGGAUAUUGCGUCACCAUUUGACGCCUUCGGUCCCAUACAUGCGUUGUCAUUCUAGAGUUAACUAUUCUUCGAUACACUGUUGUUUUGUAUAUUUCAUAAACCUACCCAAACAAAAAGAGUUACCGAGUUGACACAGAGGUACCCACGUGGAUGAAUAAAAAUGAGCGACAAAACGUAAACAAAUUCAA